AUGCCUGACACAGAAAAAGACAAGAUGCUGCGCGGCGAGCUUUAUCGCGCCUUCACCCCGGAACUGACGGCCGACCGGGCUCGUUGCCGCGCCGCCUGCACUCGAUUCAACAAUGCCGGCGAGGUCUCGCGACGACGUUUGCUCGAGCUCUGGAAAGAUAUAGCUCAGGACACAACCCCUCUUCCACCUGCCAAAGAGGACCCCGCAGAGGACGACGCUGUCCUAGAGAACGAGCCUUGGAUCGAACAGCCCAUCAGAGUUGACUAUGGGUACAAUGUCAAGCUCGGCCAGGGGGUCUUUAUCAAUUUUGACUGCGUGAUUAUCGACACUUGUGAGGUCACCAUCGGCGCACGAACCCUGUUUGGGCCAAAGGUCAACCUGUACAGCGGUACACACCCUCUUGAUCCAGAUCUACGCAAUGGAACUUCAGGACCUGAAACCGGAAAGGAAAUCCAUAUUGGCGAAGACUGCUGGUUAGCUGGGAAUGUCACCAUUCUGCCUGGUGUGACGAUAGGAAAUGGUGCGGUGAUUGGAGCGAGCAGUGUGGUAACCAAGGAUGUUCCUGCAUAUCACCUUGCUGUAGGAAACCCCGCUAGAGUCAUACGUAAGAUUGAGCGUUCUGGAGGGAAGUAG
Messenger RNA from Aspergillus puulaauensis, 633 nucleotides. Its product is annotated as sugar O-acetyltransferase. The transcript is spliced from 3 exons. Lineage: Eukaryota; Fungi; Ascomycota; Eurotiomycetes; Eurotiales; Aspergillaceae. The record is from RefSeq and is a predicted model, not a curated record. Gene Ontology annotation, molecular function: acetyltransferase activity. The coding region runs from base 1 to 633 and encodes 210 amino acids.